AUGGGAGGAAAAGUUGAUGCUUCUGUCAACCAAACAAAGGGGCCAAGAACAUUCAAAUUAUCUGGACAAAACUAUCAUCAAAUCGGGAGUUUAUUGCCCCCUGAAGGAUCCACCCCCAAGUUUGCACAAUUAUAUAUAUACGACACAAAAAAUGAAGUUCAGAAUAGAAUUCAUGCACUGGGUCGUGAUGAAAGAAUAAACCAACUUCAUGCUGAAAUUGUUCAAGAUCUGAAACAAAUGCUUGAUGAGCAGAAUGUUUUGACAAAGUCAUUUAGAAUCGUCAGAGACAAAUUUCAGGAAGAUACUCAAUCCAAUUUUAGACUCAGAUUGAUAGGAAAACGGAACUAUGAUGGAAGAAGAUACAACUUACCAACAAUUUCAGAGGUUGUUGCUUUGGUAGUUGGAGAUUUUGAUGUAUCUAGAUGUGACAGAGACAUCAUCGUUGAAACCCAAUCUGGACAUCUACAAAGGAUAAAUGAGUUGAAUGCUGCCUAUUUAGGUCUUCAGUAUCCUUUAUUGUUUCCAUUUGGUGAAGAUGGUUAUAGGGAAGACAUUCCUUUAAAUGGAACAGAUGAAUCCACUGGAGGAAGGAAUUUUGUUAGCAUGCGUGAAUAUUUUGCAUACAAAAUUCAAGAAAGAAAUGGCGAAGUAGCAACAAUUGUGAACUCAAGAAGAUUAUUUCAACAAUUCUUGGUCGAUGGAUUUACCAUGGUUGAAUCGUCUAGGUUGAAGUAUAUCAGAUCUCAUCAAAAACAAUUGCGAGCUCAUAUGUACAAAGGAUUAGAAGAUGCUGUUUUACAUGGAGAGAUAAAUCCUUCUUCUCAAGGUAAAAGGGUAAUUCUUUCUUCUAGCUUCACAGGGGGUGCAAGAUACAUGAUUCAAAAUUAUCAAGAUGCUAUGGCAAUCUGCAAGUGGGCUGGAUAUCCAAAUCUUUUCAUCACAUUUACUUGCAACCCAAAGUGGCCUGAAAUUAUUAGAUUUGUAAAGAGCAAGGGCUUGCAAGCAGAAGAUCGCCCAGACAUUUUAUGUAGGGUCUUCAAAAUCAAAUUGGAUCGUUUAAUAAAGGAUUUGAAAGAGAAACAAAUUUUUGGACCAGUUAAAUCAGAAUUUCAAAAGCGUGGGUUGCCACAUGCACACAUAUUGUUGUUUCUUCAUAAUAAAUAUCCAAAUGUUGGAGACAUAGAUCAAAUAAUUUCAGCAGAAAUACCUGACGAAUCAGUCGAUCCAUGUUAUUAUAAGGCAGUUAAGAAUUUCAUGAUGCAUGGACCAUGUGGUUCUGCUAGAAAAUCGUCUCCUUGCAUGCGUAAUGGUAGAUGUACAAAACACUUUCCAAAGAAGUUUGUACAAAAUACCACUACUGAUGAAGAUGGAUAUCCUGUUUAUAAAAGAAGGGACAAUGGUAGAACUAUCAACAAAGAAGGUAUUGACUUGGAUAACAGGUACGUAGUGCCACACAAUAUAUAUUUAUUGUUGAAGUAUGGCACACAUAUAAAUGUUGAAUGGUGCAAUCAAUCUCGAUCAAUCAAGUACUUAUUUAAGUACGUUAAUAAGGGGCAUGAUCGUGUAACUGCAGCAUUUUCUCAAAGUGUGCAUGAGGAAGAAUCAUCGGCAAUUGAUGAAAUAAAAAUGUAUUAUGACUGUCGAUACAUAUCACCGUGUGAAGCUGCUUGGAGAAUUUUUAAAUUUCCAAUUAACCAUAGAGAACCUUCAGUAGAAAGACUUUCUUUUCAUCUACCAAAUGAACAAACAGUUAUUUUCUCUGAUGAUGAUCCAAUUGAUGAUGUUGCCAAUAGACCAAGUGUAAAGGAAUCAAAGUUUUUAAGCUGGUUUGAGGCAAACAAUACAUAUGAAGAAGCAAGAGAAUUAACCUAUGCGGAAUUUCCUCUUAAAUUUGUAUGGAAUAAAAAACUUAAAAAAUGGGAAAAAAGAAGAAAUUCUGCUUUUUCAAUAGGGAGAAUAUUCUUUGUACCGCCUGGAAGUGGAGAGAAAUAUUACCUUCGAAUGUUGUUGAAUGUCAUUAGAGGACCUAAGAGUUAUGAGGAUUUACGCAAAAUCAACAAUCACGAACAUUUAACUUUUAGAGAUGCAUGUUAUGCACUGGGUUUAUUAGAUGAUGACAAACAAUAUGUUGAUGCCAUAAAGGAGGCAAGUCAUUGGGGAAUGGCAUCAUAUCUUAGGCAAUUAUUUGCUAUGUUACUAUUAUCCAAUUCAAUGUCACGGCCAGAAUAUGUUUGGGAGGCAACAUGGAUUUUAUUAUCAGAUGAUAUCUUACAUGAACAAAGAAGAAUAUUGGAUAAUACAGAGGCUGAGCUAACAAACGAUGAAGUAAAGAAUCGUUGCCUACAAAAGGUGCAAAAUUUGUUGAAAGGUUGCGGCAAAACGUUAUACGAUUUUCCAACAAUGCCAAGCCCGGUUUUCAAUGAAGAGGAAGUUGAUAACACCAAUACACUAAUAUGUGAAGAAUUGCAUUACAAUAGGUGCUCUUUGUCUAAAGAACAUGAAGAAUUAUUGGUUAAAUUGACAAUGGAGCAAAAGUUAGUUUAUGACAGAAUUAUCAAAGCAGUGCAUGAGGACAAAGGUGGAUUCUUCUUCUUAUAUGGUCAUGGAGGAACCGGGAAGACAUUUAUUUGGAAAACUUUGUCUUCUGCCAUAAGAUGUAGAGGAGAUAUUGUUUUAACAGUUGCGUCCAGUGGAAUAGCAUCUCUUCUAUUACCAGGAGGUCGAACAGCUCAUUCGAGAUUUGCAAUCCCACUCAAUACAACUGAAGAUUCAACCUGUAAUAUCAAACAAGGUACUCCUUUAUCAAAAUUGAUUGUCAAGACAAAGUUAAUUAUAUGGGAUGAAGCACCAAUGAUGCAUAGAUAUUGUUUUGAAGCUCUAGACAGAACUCUAAGAGAUAUUCUUAGAUUUAAAGAUGCAUCCAAUUUAGAUCGACCAUUUGGAAGGGAAACGGUUGUUCUUGGUGGAGACUUUAGACAAAUACUUCCAGUCAUUCCAAAAGCAAUAGGUGAUGGUAUCAUUGGAAAUUCUGUUGGUGGUAUUGAUAAAGUUCACAUCCCUGAUGAUCUAAUCAUAAAUAAUUCUGGCGAUCCAACUUCAGCUAUUGUGGAAAGUACAUAUCCAGUUUUUUUAACUCAUUGCAGUGAUAUAACAUACCUGCAACAAAGAGGAAUUCUUGCUCCCACACUUGACAUGGUAGAAUCAAUCAAUGAAUACAUGGUAUCACUAAACCAUACUGAACCAAAAACAUAUUUGAGUUCCGAUAUAAUUUGCAUGUCAGACGAUGCUUUUACAGGUUUGGAACACGUACAUACACCUGAAUUCCUAAACACUAUUAAGUGUUCUGGAAUUCCAAAUCAUGUUAUUACUUUGAAAGUGGGUGUCCCAGUGAUGUUAUUGAGAAAUAUAGACCCAUAUUCAGGGCUAUGUAAUGGAACAAGAUUAAUCAUCACUAGACUCGGAAAUCGGGUUAUCGAAGCAAAACUAUUAUCGGGAAAUAUGGCUGGACAAAAGGUGUUCAUUCCGAGAAUGUCAUUAACUCCAUCUGAUGCAAGAAUACCUUUUAAGUUCCAACGAAGACAAUUUCCAAUAGUUGUAUCCUUUGCAAUGACGAUAAACAAAAGUCAAGGACAAUCUUUAUCUCAUGUUGGCUUAUAUUUGAAAAAACCAGUCUUCACACAUGGCCAGCUUUACGUUGCUCUAUCACGUGUUACAAAUAGAAAGGGAUUAAAGAUUUUGGUUUAUGAUGAAGAUGGACAAAUUUCAAAUGAAGCAAUAAAUGUGGUUUACAAAGAGGUUUUCCGAAAUUUACUUGGAGAAUGA
Messenger RNA from Nicotiana attenuata, 3822 nucleotides. RefSeq lists its product as uncharacterized. The coding region runs from base 1 to 3822 and encodes 1273 amino acids. The transcript has 5 exons. The record is from RefSeq and is a predicted model, not a curated record. Lineage: Eukaryota; Viridiplantae; Streptophyta; Magnoliopsida; Solanales; Solanaceae. Gene Ontology annotation, molecular function: DNA helicase activity. Gene Ontology annotation, biological process: telomere maintenance; DNA repair.